Bufo gargarizans (Asiatic toad) is the source of this 1994-nucleotide messenger RNA. Its product is annotated as sialic acid-binding Ig-like lectin 13. The transcript is spliced from 12 exons. The record is from RefSeq and is a predicted model, not a curated record. Bases 230 to 1741 code for a protein of 503 amino acids. Lineage: Eukaryota; Metazoa; Chordata; Amphibia; Anura; Bufonidae.
CACAGUGGUGACCAGCAUACGGAAAUAACUUAAAAUAGAAGUUGAUGAGAUUCAAAAUCAUUUUCAUAAUCAAAAAGAAGAGAGAGGACUGAAAUCUGGACACAGUUUUCAGUUUCAAUUCAGCAGGGUGAGGUCUAAAUCUACUAAGAUCUUCUUCUUCUCUGGGAAACAGCAACUGUGAGGAGGGAGUAGACCCUAUCCUACAUCUAUAUGUGAUUUCACUAUCAAGAUGAGGCACAUAAAGCACAGCAUCAUGUGGGUCAGUCUUGUGGUCAUCCUGCCUCUCCUCUGGAAAGGUAUCUCAAGCCAGGUCAUACAUCUUCAAGGUUAUUCUAUUGAAGUGGCUUCCAGUGUCAGGGUACAGGAGGGUCUCUGCGUCACGAUUCCUUGUAAAUUCACUGCUGAUGGCAGAAAUACAUUCAGUAAUUCCUUUGGAUACUGGAGAGAUCCCAAUUCAGAUUCUUUCCUAGCCAGUAAUGAUAAAUCUAGUGCCGUGGAAAAACCAAACUUCCAUCUGACUGGAAAUCCAGAUUCCGGAGACUGCACCCUGACCAUAACUGACGCCAGACGAGAUGAUGAGGGGGAAUAUUUCUUUAGAUUUGAAGAAAGCAAAGACAGUAACGUAAAAUAUGGUUAUAUCCGAGAAAGAAAAACCUCUGUUACUGUGACUGCUCCGGUCACAUCUCAUGUUGGGAGAGUGAUUGCUGGAAGAAGUAAGACUUUGACCUGUGCUCCUCCUGGGAACUGCUCUGAGAAAUCAAUAGAUUUCCAAUGGAAGAAGAGUAAUGUGGCUGGUGUCUGGAAGAAUUCAUCUACAGUCACAUUCAUCCCAUCUCUAGAUGAUCACCAGGAAACCAUCACUUGUGAGAUUACAAAUAUCCAGGGGAUGAAAACUCAAAAAAACAUUCUUCUUGAUGUCUGCUGUCCUACAUCUAUUAUGAUCACAGGGGAGAUAAAUGGAAACAAAGAGAACAUAAUAGACCUUAUAAAAGUGGAUGAAGGUUCAUCAAUGACAUUGACCUGCUCAGUACAAAGUAAUCUAACACUUAAUAUGACCUGGUCGGAUGAGAAGAACAAUGUUCUCCAGCAAGGGAAUGGAAAGAAGCUAGAACUUAGACUACAAAACAUAACGUUGAACCAUACCGGUGUCUACACAUGCUCAACAUUGACUGAAAAUGUGAUAAAAAGCACAAAUAUUAAUGUAAUUGUACACUACCCACCUAGAAAUAUGAAAAUCAACAUUCAUUCGUCCAAAGGCGGAGAACAUCCAGCAAGUCAACAAGUCCGUAUUGAUUCAGCUGAAACAUUGACCCUUGUCUGCAGUGUUGAAGGCAACCCAAAUGCUACUGUGGUCUGGGUGAAGGGGGAAUUUGACAUAGAGACAUCUAAUAAUGGUCGAAAGUCAGCAAUGAUAAAUGUGAUGCCAUCAACAGCUGAUGUCUACCGAUGCUUGGCAUGGAAUACACUUGGGCUGAGUGAACAACGUAUUCAAGUUUGCACAAAAUGGGCUUGUAUAACUGCAACCAUGGAUUUGACCGUCAUUAUUGGGAUGGUUAUUGGCAAUGUUGGUGCCCUCAUCAUCAUUUUUGUGGGAUCCUGUUUCUGUAUGAAGCAACGCAUGAAGAAAAAUCAGUUAGUGAAGAAACCUACAAACCCCAGGAAACAAAGAAAAGGAUCCACAUAUCAGGCACAAGACAAUAGUGGGAAUGAAGAAAAUAUCUACUGCAACACUUUGGCAUAAUAAUGAUGAAGACCUCCAUGAUGUUACUUCCAAUUUCUUGCAGCAACAUAACAUAGUCAUUAUUACUGGAAUCAAACCUGCACCACUGUUUCCACAGCGAGUGAAAAACUAACACUCCCAGUAAAACUUGAUUUAGGCCUCAUGCACACGACCGUCUUUCGGGUCCGCAUCCGAGCCGCAGUUUUUGCGGCUUGGGUGCGGACCCAUUCAUUUCAAUGGGGCCGCAAAAGAUGCGGACAGCACUCCGUGUGCU